This is a messenger RNA of Malus domestica (apple), 1079 nucleotides long. RefSeq lists its product as uncharacterized. Lineage: Eukaryota; Viridiplantae; Streptophyta; Magnoliopsida; Rosales; Rosaceae. The record is from RefSeq and is a predicted model, not a curated record.
AGGCCCAUUAAGCCCAAUCUAAAGCUUCUCUCCCGCUCUCAAAUUUCCCUCACUCUGUGACCUCCAUCUCCAUGAUUCCUCUGCAAGUCCACCACCUCCCCCCACCUUUCCUCAUUUCCCAAACUACCCCUCUCCACUCUCUCUCUCCCACCUCUCAAACUGUCAAAUUUUCCCCCAAGCCGAACCCCUUUUCGUCUUCCCCAAUUUUGCUGUCCAACCCCCCCUGCAAAUUUCUCAGGGCAGCAGGAAUCCAAACGUCGUCUCUUUGUAGAAAUGAGGAAGAAAGCACUGAAAUUUCGACCGAGCUCGAAGACUUGUCGCCGGACGGCGUCGUUUAUAAGAAGACGUUAGCGUUGGUGGAGUGCUCCAUGUUUGCUGCUCUCACUGGCCUGGUGUACUUCCUCAGCAAUUCUCUCGCAAUUGAGGAUUACUUUGGCUGCUUCUUCUCGCUGCCGGUAGUGAUCACCUCAAUGAGGUGGGGCAUCGCUACUGGAAGAAAAACUAUGGUUGCAACAACUAUGCUAUUGCUAGUCUUGUCUGGUCCGGUGAAAGCCUUAACCUAUUUGCUUAAGCACGGUUUAGUUGGUUUUACAAUGGGAAGUUUAUGGAGGUCAGGAGCAAACUGGAGUCUUUCAAUUUUCUUGUGCACAAUUGUUCGAUCACUGGGUGCUGUAGGGUAUGUCUUGAUAUCGUCAUUCUUGAUAAGUGAAAACAUACUUGCUUUGAUCACUAUAAACAUUCAUGCUUCUCUAACAUUCAUAUUUACUGCAUCGGGCAUCUAUUCAGUCCCGUCAAUGGAAGCGAUUUAUGCCUUAUUUGGCACUCUGGUAUUGAUUAAUAGCGGAUCCUUCAUGUUCUUGCUCCACCUAUUGUAUUCGGUGUUCCUUACGAGGCUCGGGAUGAAAGCAUCAUUACGAUUGCCAAGAUGGCUGGAGAAGGCUAUAUAAUUUGACUUCCCAUACGUUAUGUAUCGUCACAUUUGUCGUCAUUGUUUGAUUACAUUCCUGUCAUGUAUACAUAAAACUACAUUUUGGAUCGAAAACAGGCAAAUGUCGAUAUCCACAGCUCACAUUUUGCUA